Molecule: messenger RNA, 2626 nt
Organism: Sarcophilus harrisii (Tasmanian devil)
Lineage: Eukaryota; Metazoa; Chordata; Mammalia; Dasyuromorphia; Dasyuridae
Gene: SOCS4
Product: suppressor of cytokine signaling 4
Exons: 3
Coding region: 427-1737 (436 amino acids)
Biological process (GO): phosphatidylinositol phosphate biosynthetic process; intracellular signal transduction
Cellular component (GO): phosphatidylinositol 3-kinase complex
Molecular function (GO): 1-phosphatidylinositol-3-kinase regulator activity
Source: RefSeq, a predicted model, not a curated record
GAAAGAGUCCAACUCGGAAGCGGCGGUGUCGACUUCCGAGCAGGCGGGCGGAAGAGGAGACCUCUCCAGCGGAGACGGAAACCAAGCGACCUCCCUAGGGGUGGGGGAGGAGGGGUGCAGUCUGGGCGGGGCUGCAUGAGAAGCCCAAGCUGCGGGCCUCCCUCUCAUCAUCCCCCACCUUCAGUGGGCCGCGGGGUGAAGUGUUUUGGCAAUGGAGGCGUCUCCUUGGGCAGCUCGGGUCAAGCUACGCCGUGGCAGACAUGUUCCUCCUCCCUGGUCGUGCAUCCCAUAUUCAAAGAUGGCAACUAAUCUCACCCCUGGGGUAUGUCAGAUACUUCCUUAAAAGGCCUAGAAGAAACUUCCUCCUUGAAAGCCUGAAAAAUCAGCAUAUAUAACGCCUGGACUUGUGGAUAUUAGUCUGAAAAAAUGGCAGAAAAUAAUAUUAAAAAUGUAGAUGUAAGACCCAAAACCAGUCGGAGUAGAAGUGCAGACAGAAAAGAUGGUUAUGUAUGGAGUGGGAAAAAGCUCUCUUGGUCCAAAAAGAAUGAGCACUCUUCUGAUACUGACACACCAGUUGCCACAGAGAAAGUUGACAUCGCUGUAGGGAGCCCAGAAAGGAAGCACAGCUGUUCAUCCAUUGAUUUGGAUUUAGAUCAUUCAUGUGGGCACAGAUUCUUGGGCCGGUCUCUUAAGCAAAAAUUGCAAGAUGCUGUGGGGCAGUGCUUUCCCAUAAAAAAUUGUAGCAGUCGACACUCUUCAGUGCUCCCAUCAAAAAGAAAAAUUCUUAUCAGCGAACUCAUGUUAGAUAAGUGUCCUUUCCCGCCUCAGUCAGAGCUGGCCUUUCGUUGGCAUUUAAUUAAACAACAUACUGCCCCUCUAACUCCAAAAUCAGAUAACUGCAAAAGCACAGACUUAUCUGAAAGGGGUAUAAGGGAUAUCCAACUGAAGGAAAGAGCUAUCAGGGAAGAAAGUGUAAACUCUUUUUCACAUACUCAGGUUCAGCUUUGUGACACAACUACUGACAACCAUUCACUUCAUUAUGCUCCAAAGAUAGCUUCUGUAGUGAACCUGGCAUCUAAUAACAGUAUAGAAGAUAGUGAUAUGGAUUCAGAUGAUGAAAUUUUAACAUUUUGCACAAGUUCUAGGAAAAGAAACAAACCGAAAUGGGAAACUGAUGACGAAAUGCUGCAACUGGAAACGCCUCCUAAAUACCACACUCAGAUAGAUUACGUUCACUGUCUUGUUCCAGAUCUCCUUCAGAUCAAUAACAAUCCAUGUUAUUGGGGAGUAAUGGACAAAUAUGCAGCUGAGGCAUUACUGGAAGGAAAACCAGAGGGAACCUUUUUACUUCGUGACUCAGCACAAGAAGACUAUUUAUUCUCUGUUAGUUUUAGACGUUAUAGUCGUUCUCUUCAUGCUAGGAUUGAACAGUGGAAUCACAACUUUAGCUUUGAUGCACAUGAUCCUUGUGUAUUUCAUUCUCCUGAUAUCACUGGACUCUUAGAACAUUAUAAAGACCCAAGCUCUUGUAUGUUCUUUGAACCACUUUUAUCUACUCCUUUAAAUCGGACUUUCCCCUUUUCCCUUCAGCACAUAUGCAGGACAGUUAUUUGUAACUGUACAACCUAUGAUGGCAUUGAUACCCUCCCAAUUCCUUCAUCUGUGAAAUUAUAUUUAAAGGAAUAUCACUAUAAAUCAAAAGUUAGAGUACUCAGGAUUGAUGUACCAGAACAAUAAUGCCAGGGAGGAUUAGUGGUAUUUGCCUGACUGAUUACAUAAAAGCUCUUUCAUGGCUUUUCUAAGUUUUAUUUUCUUUUUACCAUUUUGAAACUUUUUGUGAGGCAAAAUUCAAAUUAACUUGUAUCCUAACCUUUAUUUUCAGAUGCUUUUUUUAGAGGGCUGGUGAUAUAAUGCUUUUUUUUAUUGUUGUCCACUAAGGCUUCAUGGACUUUAUGAAAAAUAGGUCUUCUGAGGCACCUUGUAGCAGUUAUUCUUUGGACUUAAAAUUUUAUUUUAAAAUUUUUAAUUGACAUUACUACAAACAUGUUAAAAUCAUCCUAUAAAUGACAAAUUAAAAAUUGAGUAUUUUUAUUUUACACAUUUCUUUAAUAUUAAGUCAAUGCCUACCAUAAAAAGUAUAAUUCUUUGUUAAUCUAAUCCUAACAUGACUAUUCCUAGGCGUAAAAUAGUUUUUCUAGUCUCUUUUUUAUUAGUGCUGCUCCAUUCUUCCAGUAAGAUGGGACUGUCCUUUUAAUAUUUAGACCAUGUUUCAGACUAACAUAGCAGACCUUCAUAAUUAAUUAAUAAUGGUAUUAAAUAUGACAGAGAACUUACCUGUAGAUUAAAUGAUAUAUCUGAUAGCAUAAGAAGCUUACACAGCAAGUGUCUGCAUAGUUUCCAGUUUGUUCUUUACUAAGAAUUUCAUCAUCAAUUUCCUGUAUUUCUCACUCUGCCAUAACUUUCUAGAUAGAAGUCUUUUAUUUAAGAAUAAAAUUUAUGCAGUAUUUCAAUUUUUAGAGGCUAAUUUGAAAGAACUAAGUAUCAAAGAUUUAAAAACUGAAUAAGCUUUAUUCUGCCAGUGAGGAUGAAGCGCAAAAAAAAAAAAAAAAAAAAAAAAAACUAUUUU